CCACCCUUGCUGUCUACCUUUGGGCGGGACUGGGGGGGGGUGAUGAGAUACUUGGGCGGUGACAGUGGAAGUGGCGACAGCAACGGCAAUUGCAGUCACAUCCACGACCGUAACCAUGGCCGAGAAUCAUGUUCCGAAUAAAGCCAAGCUCAUCUCUGAGACUCGACGGAGAUUUGAAGCUGAGUAUAUGACAGACAAGUCAGAUAAAUAUGACCCACGCGAUGUUGAAAGGUUUCAACAAGAUGAUAACUGGGUUGAAAGUUACUUAUGUUGGAGACAUUACAGUGUAGAUGAAACACUGAAGAUGCUCGAUGAGAGUUUUCAGUGGAGGAAAGAAAUUUCUGUCAAUGACCUUAAUGAAUCCUCCAUUCCUAGAUGGUUAUUGGAAAUGGGUGUUACUUAUCUCCAUGGAUAUGACAAAGAAGGUAACAAAUUGCUUUGGAUCAGGGUGAAGUAUCAUACAAAAGACCAGAAAACCAUAUUGGACAAAAAAAAACUCAUAGCAUUCUGGUUAGAACGUUAUGCUAAGAGAGAAAAUGGGAAACCUAUCACAGUGAUGUUUGACCUGUCAGAAACUGGAAUAAAUAGCAUCGACAUGGACUUUGUACGCUUUAUCAUCAACUGCUUUAAGGUUUAUUACCCUAAAUACCUCUCAAAAAUAGUGAUCUUUGAUAUGCCUUGGUUAAUGAACGCUGCUUUCAAAAUUGUGAAAAGCUGGCUUGGUCCAGAAGCCAUGAGUUUGUUGAAGUUCACAGGCAAAAAUGAAGUCCAGGACUAUGUCAGUGUAGAGUACCUCCCUCCACACAUGGGCGGAGCUGAUCCUUUCAAGUACAGCUAUCCACCCCUAGUGGAUGAUGACUUCCAGACACCAUUGUGUGAGAAUGGGCCUAUUACCAGUGAGGAUGAAACUUCAAGUAAAGAAGACAUAGAAAGUGAUGGUAAAGAAACCUUGGAAACAAUUUCUAAUGAAGAACAAACAAGUCUUCCCAAAAAGACUAACCCAGCUGAAUCUACUUCCAAAGCAGAAGAAAAUGAAAAAGUUGAUUCAAAAAUAAAAGCUUUUAAGAAACCAUUGAGUGUGUUUAAAGGACCCUUAUUACACAUCAGCCCAGCAGAAGAACUGUAUUUUGGAAGUACAGAAUCUGGAGAGAAGAAAACUUUAAUAGUGUUGACAAAUGUAACUAAAAAUAUAGUGGCAUUUAAGGUGAGAACCACUGCUCCAGAAAAAUACAGAGUCAAGCCAAGCAACAGCAGCUGUGACCCGGGUGCAUCAGUUGAUAUUGUUGUGUCUCCCCAUGGGGGUUUAACAGUCUCUGCCCAAGACCGUUUUCUGAUAAUGGCUGCAGAAAUGGAACAGUCAUCUGGCACAGGCCCAGCAGAAUUAACUCAGUUUUGGAAAGAAGUUCCUAGAAACAAAGUGAUGGAGCAUAGGUUGAGAUGCCAUACUGUUGAGAACAGUAAACCAAACACUCUGACGUUAAAAGACAGUGCUUUUAAUGUGUCAGAUAAAACCAGUGAAGAUAUAUAUCUACAACUCAAUCGUUUACUAGAAAGCAAUAGGAAGCUUGAAGACCAAGUUCAGCAUUGUAUCUGGUUCCAGCAGCUGCUGCUUUCCUUAACAAUGCUCUUGCUUGCUUUUGUCAUCUCUUUCUUCUAUUUGCUAUACAGUUAAAGUGGUGGUGCCUGGGUAGGAAACACGGCUCCUUCAUCUAUUAGUUGGAAAAGUAACAGAUCUAAAACUUCUCCAAGCUACUAAAAAGUAUUGCACAUCUGGGCUUCCUAAUAAAAACAAAUGUGCAACAUAUAGAUGGGAACAUAUAUUGGUCUUAAAAAUAAACUGUUAGAAUAAAGAAGUGCUGGAGAAAUUGGUUAUAAGAGACUAUAGCUAUUUAGUAAGGUAAAGGCAUAGCCAUUGUAUAAAUUAAUAGUUUAGAUAUAAUUUAUUUUUUCCUUUUGAUUUGAAUACUUUUAAAGCCUAAGUCUUAUCAUGUAAAUACAUUAGCUGAAAAGUAUAACAUUCUUUGUUGCAGCAAAAAAAUGUAAUCCGCUUUUUUAUGACAGAAUUAUUAUAGCUGAGUCAACUUAUUAGCUUUUCUAUACUAUGUAUAUAGAAGAACAUGUAUAUUGAAAAAAACAGGAAUUUAUGUAAUCAUGACUUUGUAAUUUUGAGAAUUACUUCCAGAUGAUAGCCAAUAUUCUUUUGAAAUGUAAACCUAUUUAAUGCCAAACCACCUUAGCCUUUGUUUCUCAGUGUUCCUUAACAGCCUGCCUUUAUUAAUCUUGGGCUUUUUUAUGAACACUCUUCAUUUCCAUAGCACUUGGAAAACUAAGUGUGGUUGGAUUUUCUUUGAAUUCUGUUAAUAAUGCCCAGAAGGAAAGUAUCUUCAAGCAGUCCCCCCCUUUCUAGUCAUUUUUAUGCACUUUCAUGUUGUCUACUAUGCCUGUCUGGACCUGAACCCUUUGUCUAAUUUAUUAUAAAGGCCUGAUCCUUUGUUGUUCCAUCUUCACCCUCAUUGCAAAGCAGAGGAAUCUGUGGACAAUAAAUUGCACUAUCUUCACCCUUGUUGAAAUGAAAGGCAUUAGAUAAAAUUUUUUCAAACUUUUGUUUUCAAGAUACUAAGCAGAAUAAUUAGGUUUCAAAGUGUUCCUUAUUAAAACCAGCCAUGAGAAGGAAACUUACAGAAGAUUAGAAUGUCUAUAAGGGUGAAAAGGGAAGAAAAAAACACAAAUAUACAUGCUCAAGUCUCAGCUCUUCAUUUAAAGAAUGAAAAAUACAGGCAGCGCCUGUGGCCCAAAGGAGUAGGGCACUAGCCCCAUAUACCAGAGGUGGUGGGUUCAAACCCAACCUCGGUCAAAAACUGCAAAAAAAAAAAAAAAAAAGAAUGAAAAAUACAACUCACCAUGGCCUGCAAAACUUUCAGACCAGGACUCAAACAGUGACUUGAUAUUUUGGCUUUGAUGCAAUAAAACCCACCCAGUAUGGUUCCUAAAUUCCUAGAAAGACACACCUUGCAGUAGCAGAGGCUAAUGAAAUUAGUCUUCUCAUUAAUGUGACCAAUUUCAGGCCAUGUUGGUUCACAUGUACGUCUACUUUAUACAAAAGAAAAAAGUCUGCCUAUAAAAUAGAGUUUGAGUUGGGCGGCACCUGUGGCUCAAAGGAGGAGGGCACCAGCCCCAUAUACCAGGAGUAGUGGGUUCAAGCCCGGCCCUGGCCAGAAACUGCAAAAAAAAAUCUAUAAAAAUAGAUUGAGUUGGGCAGCACCUAUGGCUCAAAUGAGUAGGGCCCUGGCCCCUUAUGCCGGAGGUGGCAGGUUCAAACCCAGCCCCGGGCAAAAACUGCAAAAAAAAAAAGUUUCCAUUGAGUCAUGUUUGGAGAUUACUAUUCGGAGGUGUAGAGUUAUUACUUUCAUCCUAAAGAAGUAGAUUCUAAAACUGAGUUAUGAAGAAUGAUAUAAUAGAGUUCCUUCAAAAUUUGCCUAGGAAAAAAAAAUUUGCCUAGGAAAUAAAACCUUAAAAGGACACUGGUGUGCUGCUUUGUCUUAAUUUGGACUUUUCUGUUUCAGUUUGCCACCUCCAGAUGUGAAACAGACUGCAGUCCACCCUAAGUACUGUGCACAGUAUCUCCUUGUGUGUGUGCACAGUGGCUUCCCCUUCCAUGGUAGAUUUUUGGCCUUAAUAUAAUCUAAUCUCAAAGUAUUUGUGUAUAUUUUCUGUUCCUCAGCAAAUAAAUGAGGAAAUAAUUACCCAAGAUUGGAAAUGUGCUGUCCUAACAGUGUCCCUUUAAUGUUUCACAUGAAUAUUAUGUUGACCCACUAAAAGAUCUUUGCUCAAUGUCUGGUAAGUUAAUUUUAAUAACAUAUCUUGUUAAUGUUUGUGUGUCUAUUAAAUGUGACUAAGCAGAAUUACUGAAAAUGAUAAAAUCAAAGGCAUCUAAACUUUUGUAUUUGUUUUGAUUAAUCAUGUAUUUACACUAGAUUUUAUUCUGUCUUCCUUUGGUUUCCUUUAAUCAUAGUUGCAUGAUUAUUAUUUUUGGUACUCUAAUCUUUUCAUUUUUAAUCAUGUCAUUACCUGUUCAUGAUCAAAUUACCAAGGACCAACAUUAGUAGCUUUUCCAUGAAAGCAUUAAUAAAGUAUCAUUAGCUUGACCUGCAAGUAGCCUAAAAAAUGCAAUCGCUGGUAAACCUAGCCUCAAAUUUCAUAAUAUCAUAACUGUUUUUAUAUCUUGCCACUAAUUUUGACUGGAUUUAAUAGCACUUUAUUGUACAAUUACAAAAAAAUAUAUUCCUAGAAUUGUUGCCAGUGUAA
Molecule: messenger RNA, 4305 nt
Organism: Nycticebus coucang (slow loris)
Lineage: Eukaryota; Metazoa; Chordata; Mammalia; Primates; Lorisidae
Gene: MOSPD2
Product: motile sperm domain containing 2
Exons: 15
Coding region: 116-1672 (518 amino acids)
Source: RefSeq, a predicted model, not a curated record